AUAGUAAAUUUUAACAUGGAUAUUAUUGUAAAUAGGUACAUAAAGCAGCAAUGGACUCUGGGCCCACGCUUGUGUCAGAUGUUCGCUUUCGUGUUCUACGGCAACGAGGCCGUAUCGCUCUUGUCCAUGGUCGCUAUCACCAUAAACAGGUACACGCUGAUAGCGUACUAUGAUAUGUACUCGCAGAUCUACACCAGCACCAAGAUCUGGAUCCAGCUGCUCCUCAUCUGGCUCGUCUCCUUCGGCCUCAUGAUCCCUCCCCUGCUUGGAGUAUGGGGUCAGCUGGGUCUGGAGCAUGACACGUUCUCGUGUACAAUCCUGCCGAAAGACGGGCUAUCUCCUAAGAAGUAUCUGUUCGUGUUUGGUUUCGCGCUGCCAUGUGUCGUCAUCAUCGUCUCCUACUCCUGCAUUUAUUGGCGCGUGCGAGAAAGCAAAAGGAAGCUCGAGGGCCGCAGUAAGCUGAGCGGCCAAACGGCAAGAGAAAAGGAAGAAGAUUCCCGCCUAACAACUCUGAUGCUUACAAUAUUCCUCUGUUUCCUCGCCUGCUUUCUUCCUCUGAUGAUAAUGAACGUCACAGAUGAUGGGAUCAGCUACCCCUGGCUAUUCGUCGAAUUCCCCAAAUUAUGGGGAAAAAAGAAACCCAUUAAAUAAUCAACCGACAAAGUUAUGAAUUCAACUUUUAACUGUAAAUAUUGUAAAUACUUUUAUUAUAAUUAUCACACAAUAUACCAAUUACUUAACCAAAGGCAAUUUAAAUUAUUGUGAAACCAUAUUUUUAUAUUUAGAUCAAACGAUUUAUUUUAAAAAUGAUUAAAAUAAAGAGUUUAUGGUUAAUUUUGAUCAAAUUACCGGUUAAUUUACCGUAAAGAUAUUAUUUAAAUAACUUUUAGGUACUCUAAAUGCUGACAAUUAUGCGCUGAAUUAAAAAAAAAAAGAUUUUUUUUUAAAUUGGAAUACGAGCCGAUUGUUUGAAUCGAUUUUUGAUUCAAUUUUUUCUUAAAUUUUCAUUUUAGUAAACCUUCUGUAGAAUAUCGUUAUGCUAAUAGAAGAAUUGUAAAGAACAUUCCGUUAUAGGUUAGUUUCUAACAGUAUAACUACCAAAUAUUUAUAAAACAGACUGAACAAAAUGUUUCUUAAGUUAUUUGUGACCACCAUUUUAAUGUUUUCUUUUACUUUCGGGGUCAAUUAAAUGAUUAUAAAUGUCAAUAAAACUCAAAUAUUAUUUUUCGCAAAAUCACACAAAUCAUCGAAAAUGUACAUUUACGAGUUGUUUCUUUAAGAUCUUAUUUUGUAUAAUUUCAACCUUACACGAAUAUUUAACUCCUAACUUUGCCAAGACUGAUACGAAAAAGUCAAUUAGAACUUAAUUAUCAUACUUGUAUAAUUAUAACGAAUAUAACCAGCAAUUAUAACUUACUUCAAUAGGAAUAUAUUAUACAUAUAGGUUAUGUUGUAAUUUAUUUCUAGCAGUUAAUGUAAAUCAUACCAAAGGUAAAUAAAUGUAUUUGUAUUAAA
Messenger RNA from Papilio polytes (common Mormon), 1515 nucleotides. RefSeq names its product protein trapped in endoderm-1 (gene Tre1). Gene Ontology annotation, cellular component: membrane. Gene Ontology annotation, molecular function: G protein-coupled receptor activity. The record is from RefSeq and is a predicted model, not a curated record. Gene Ontology annotation, biological process: G protein-coupled receptor signaling pathway. Lineage: Eukaryota; Metazoa; Arthropoda; Insecta; Lepidoptera; Papilionidae.